Messenger RNA from Zophobas morio, 5392 nucleotides. It is a transcript of the gene pcm, whose product is annotated as 5'-3' exoribonuclease 1. Gene Ontology annotation, biological process: nuclear-transcribed mRNA catabolic process. The transcript has 21 exons. The coding region runs from base 139 to 4884 and encodes 1581 amino acids. Gene Ontology annotation, molecular function: 5'-3' exonuclease activity; nucleic acid binding. Lineage: Eukaryota; Metazoa; Arthropoda; Insecta; Coleoptera; Tenebrionidae. The record is from RefSeq and is a predicted model, not a curated record.
UAAAGUGGUGAAUUGUUUUUACUUUGUUACUUAUUAGCCUUCUGCAAACUGUAGAAUCCAUGGUCUUUUUUUCUUAAAACUACGUUGCACCAUAUGAUUUAGUUCCUGACAUUGUUUUUGGCUGAUAAGGUUGAAAUCAUGGGAGUACCGAAAUUUUUCAGGUAUAUUAGCGAAAGAUAUCCUUGUUUAAGCGAAUUUGUCAGGGAUUAUCAGAUACCAGUUUUUGAUAACCUUUAUUUAGACAUGAAUGGCAUUAUACAUAUGUGUUCACAUCCUGAUGACAACAAUCCUCAUUUUCGUAUCACAGAGGAGAAGAUCUUUGCUGAUAUUUUUCACUAUAUUGAAGUUUUGUUUCGAAUGAUCAAGCCACAAAAGAUUUUCUUCAUGGCAGUAGAUGGUGUAGCUCCCAGGGCAAAAAUGAAUCAGCAGCGAGGACGCCGUUUUAGAUCUGCUAAGGAUGCAGAAAAAUUAGAAAAAGAGGCUUUAAAAAAAGGAGAAAAGCUGCCAGAUGUUGAACGAUUUGAUUCAAAUUGCAUAACUCCAGGUACUGCAUUCAUGGCAAGACUUCAUGAACAGCUGAAAUAUUUUGUUGUGGAGAAAAUUUCAACUGACAAAAUGUGGAAAAAAUGUAAGGUCAUUUUAUCUGGUCAUGAAACGCCAGGAGAAGGUGAACACAAAAUUAUGGAUUAUAUUAGAUACCUUCGAGCUCAACCAGGUUAUGAUCCGAACACUCGUCAUUGUUUGUAUGGUUUAGAUGCAGAUCUUAUUAUGCUAGGAUUGUGUACACAUGAUCCACACUUCUCACUGUUACGAGAAGAAGUUAAAUUUGCUAAGAAAGCUAAGCGCAGUAAUGUUCCUGAAGAAAUUAGAUUUUACUUGCUGCAUUUGUCUUUAAUGAGGGAGUACUUAGAAUUAGAAUUUGCCCCCUUAAAAGAAAAGUUGAAGAAUGUACCUACAAUGGAGUUUGAUAUAGAAAAAAUUAUCGAUGACUGGAUACUUAUGGGAUUCUUAGUUGGCAAUGAUUUUAUUCCAAACUUACCCAAUUUGCACAUUGCAAAUGGUGCAUUGCCAGUACUUUAUGAAGCAUACAUUGAUGUGUUGCCAACUCUCAAUGGUUACAUCAAUGAAGCAGGUACUUUAAAUUUAGAGCGAUUUGAGAAGUUUAUGAAGAAACUGGCAAAUAUUGAUCAGAAGAAUUUUGAAGAAACUCAAGAUGAUUUGUUGUACAUGGAAAGAAAAACUGGAAGAAAACAAACAUUUCACACACCAGUUCAGUCCAAACCAAUAAUAAGUGAUAGUCCUGAGAAUAACUGUCCCAAAGAGACCAAUAAGGAUCCUAAAUUAGCAGCACUUAUAGCAGAAACUGACGAAUGGGAUUGUACCUCUGAAGACGAGUCAGACAAAUUGAGUUCUUCAAAUGAAGAUGAAGCGUUUAAGAGUUUCAAAGAUGAAUACUAUAGAAAUAAACUAGAAUUUCAAAAAGUGACACCGGAGGUAAUGCGAGAACAAGCUGAAGGAUACGUCCGUGCCAUUCAGUGGAAUUUAAAUUAUUACUAUAACGGAGUUUGUUCUUGGUCGUGGUUUUACCCUCACCAUUAUUCACCGUAUAUCUCUGACGUUAAAGGUUUUGCCAAUUUAAAAAUUGAUUUUGAACUUGGAAAACCAUUUAAGCCUUAUGAACAAUUAUUAGCUGUUCUUCCCACUGCCAGCAAAAACCUUUUACCUAAAUGUUACCAUCAUUUAAUGACUGAAGAAAAUUCCAUCAUUAAAGGUUAUUAUCCUGAAGAAUUUCAGACUGAUUUAAACGGAAAACGACAAGAGUGGGAAGCGGUUGUGUUAGUGCCUUUUAUCGACGAAGAGGUUCUUUUAGAAGCUAUGAAACCUUGUAAUAAACUUUUAAGUAUCGAGGAAGUUAAACGAAAUCAGCAUGGACCAAUGCUGGUGUAUGAAUAUACUGACGACGAUUUAGGGGUUUAUGAAGCACCAAGUUAUUUUCCAAGUGUUCAAAAUCAAGCUCGCUGCAUACCAGUCGAUAUGGAAGAAAUUAGAGUUCCCAAAGAAAAACUGAUCAAAGGGGCAUAUCCUGGAGCUUGUUUUGAUGUUUUCUAUCCUGGUUUUCCAACGUUGAAGCAUUUACGGUAUACAGCUGAAUUUAAAAAGGCCAAAAUUAAGGUAUUUGAAAUGCCCAGCCGAAAUGAUAAUAUGAUAUUGAAAAUCAUGCCAAAUGAGCAAUAUUUUGUUGACGAGUCAGUUCCGAUUGAUCUUUUAGGAAACACGGUGUGGGUAGGUUGGCCCCAUCUGGUCGAAGCCAAAGUUGUGGCAGUUUCCAAUAAAAAACAAAAAUAUAUUUUUUGUAAAAACGAAAGCAGGGGAUAUAAGAUUGAAAAUCAAGUAUUAUUUGAUAGUGAAUUAGAAGGGAUAUCGCAUUACUACAGAGAUCGCAUGGGAAUAGAGUUAGGAAAGACCAAUAUUCUUGUACAUGUUCAACUCAUGACGGGGCGAAAAUACGUAUUUACUUCUGGAAGAAGGGUAACUUUGGAAAAACAAUUUUCAAAAAUUACAUCUGCGUAUCCACUGCAAAGUACUGUUGUUGAUAUUAAGGUUCAUGAUGAAUAUCAGUCAGCAUAUACAGAUAUUGCUGAUGUUUUUCCUAACGGAAGUUUCUGCUUUUCUCUUACAUGCCCCCACUAUGGUUCACAGGGCAUUGUUAUUGAAACAGGAAGUAAUCAAGUGAAGGUAUCGUUAUCUCUUGUUGGAGAACCCAACUUUUUAACGGCUCAAGAAAUAGACGAAAAGUUAAAAAAUAGUUACUUAUCUUUGACAAGUGCUGCGAGUCAAUUGUCUAUAUCGAAUUAUGUAUUUUCAAGAAUCACUGGCUCUUUAUUUGUCUCAACAAGAACUCUAGACGGUUCUCUCAAAUCUGUUAAUGUGGGACUAGAUUUAAAAUUUAAUAAGAAGAAUCAAGAAACACCAGGAUACACAAGAAAGCUUGAAAACACAUGGUAUUACACUGAAAAAGCCGUAGACCUUGUCAGAAGAUACUAUGACAAAUUUCCAGAAAUUAUUGAUUUUCUUUAUGAUAGAGGAAACGAAGACCUUGCCUCUGACAUGAUAUUUGAGGAUGGGGGUGAUGAAAAAGUAAGAAGUAUCCAAGUUUGGUUAAAAACUCUGCCAACAUACAACAUUGAAAGACGGGUAUGUGGUACCGUAAUACUGGAACCAGAAGUAGUGGCAGAGAUUGAAAACAUUGUUGAUCAGUUUGAAGAAACCCCAAAGGAUUUUGUUAUGCAAGUGAAACCUCAGCUGCUAUAUAAACCGGAAAUUCAAAUGGGAACUUUAGCUCCGGAUCCUCUGUCUACAACCAAAUUAUUCGAUCGAAUUGUUAAUGUAAGGGAAGGUUUUACUGUGCCUUUAGGACUAAAAGGCACAGUAAUUGGAGUUCAUAAAUCAGCUAGUUCUCUUAAAACCGAGGAUGAAAUGUAUGAUGUUGUAUUUGACAAAGUUUUUGCUGGUGGUUUAGCAUUAAAUUGUUCGGAGUAUAAAGGUUACCGUUUGCCAAAGAGUUCUUUUAUUAAUCUAACCCACGGAAAAAGACAGAUGGAACAGAAAAUGGGUAUUCCAGGAACUUUACGAGCAUUGGCUAAGGAACAUCAUUCUGUAAGCAGUUUCAACGGUGGUACUUCUAAUUCGGAAAGUAUUAGUCCCAGAAAACAAAACUCGGCAUUUGCAUCCUUUAAUAAAACACCACUGCUUUUGCCAGCACCUUCACAAAACAAAAGUCAAUGUGGUUCAGCGCAAAUUCAUUCCAAACAAUACCAACAGUUAAAUCCAUCUCAUGGUCAACAAAAAAGUAAAAACACAUUUUAUUACAUGGCAGAUUUCACUCAAACAGUUGUUGAUUCGAAAGUUAACAAAGAAAAUUCGAUGUUGCAGAAUGACGAUAGUGUCAAUGUACAAAGUAAACAGCAAAUUAGUAAAGGACCCCAGAGUUUAUCUCAAAAGCCAAUUAAUUCAAGACCAAAAAGUGAAGUGAACACUGAUUUCUUAAAACGAAUCUUAAACAUCCAAAGUAAUUCAAACACAAAUAAACCACAUGUUCAAAAUAGUACAAACCAGUCAAAAUCUUACGUUGCCCCACGAACUGAUACAGCACGAAGUUAUUCCCGAAAUUCCAGUAAGAGAGAACACGGCACAAAUUCUACAAGUGCUACUGCGAGUUUGUUGAGUUAUUAUCAGUCAAAUUUAUUGGGAUGCCCUCGUUAUACAUAUCUUGAAGACGAAGAUGGAUUCAUCGCUCAAGUAGCUUUACCUAAUGGAAAAGUUAUCAGCGGCAAACCUGCAAGGACGAGAGAGGAAGCAAGUGAAAAUGUCGCCAUGGACACAUUGGCCAUAUUACAGACAUCUAGAUCAUCGAAAGACGGGCUUCCUUCAAAAUUUCCUGUACCACCAACAAAGUGGGUUCAAGAUAAACAAUCACAAAAUAAACUACCGUCACAAAUUUUUAUAAACAAAUCACACCAAGUUCAGAUGAAACAGCAUCAAAGGGGGCCCCAGAAUUGGACGGAUUAUGACAGGAAAGAAAUAGAACCCAAGAGUUACGGUUAUGCACAACACAGUUCAAGACUUAGUACAAACACUAAUAAUACUCCUAAUUUUGUACCUCUUCAAGCUUUAAAGAAGAAACAAGUGAAUAGGACUGCAACAAAUCCAAAUAAAAUACACAGCACUAAUUCACAUUAUGUAAAAGAUGACCAAAGUGGUAUGCUGAAUUCAACGGUACAAGCUAUGGACUUUUCUAAGGGACCUGGAGCGGAGAACAGACAAAGAUACGAAAAACCACGGAGAUACAGGAAAACCAGAAUUGCAGCGAAUUUUAAUAAGUAGAUUCUUUUUUUUUUCGUGUGUUUAUACAACAGUUUGACAAAUUUUAUUUUUAUGUCAAUUAAUUCUUACAAACAAUCUAGAUCUAGUUCUAUAGUUGUAGGAGUUACAGCUUAAGAAUAAAUAUUACAAAAAAAAUAACCUUAAUUAAAUAAACACUAAAUUUGUUGAUAGAUAUUAAUAAAGGGUAUUAUGUGCUUACAUGCAAGGAGAUUCAAAAUCAGUAAUAUAUACAUACAUUUUUUUGCUUCAGUUUGUAUUGUUUUGACUGAUACUGUGUAAUUCUUCCACUUCGCAGGAUAUUUGUAUGGAAAUUAAGUGCUUUGCAUUUUUAUUUUAUUAAAAACUUGUGCUUCGUUUAUGUGAAAAUUAGAAUGAAGUUAUAACUAUUUUUUGUAGAAUGUGAAAUAACUUUGGAUUUUAGUAUAAAGAGUUCAUUAACGGAGUGUAUAGACUCAAAACAAAAACUCUUAUAACUGUAGAAAACUAGUCUAGAAUUUUUUCUAAGUGU